Molecule: messenger RNA, 3272 nt
Organism: Phyllopteryx taeniolatus (common seadragon)
Lineage: Eukaryota; Metazoa; Chordata; Actinopteri; Syngnathiformes; Syngnathidae
Product: gastrula zinc finger protein XlCGF57.1-like
Exons: 3
Coding region: 474-1883 (469 amino acids)
Biological process (GO): regulation of transcription by RNA polymerase II
Molecular function (GO): DNA-binding transcription factor activity; RNA polymerase II cis-regulatory region sequence-specific DNA binding
Source: RefSeq, a predicted model, not a curated record
CUGAACCUGGUUGCAAAGAAACCAAAAAUAACAUGCUCAUUAAACAAUACAAUAUAUGUUUACCACAGAUAAAUCUUGCCACAUCUUUCCAGUUUCAUAGGUGAGCUCCCAAGUCCAGAAAAGAUGUGAUACAGUUUCAGGACAGAGCAAAAUGGAUACUUAUUAUCAAUAUCAGCUCUAAAUCUUUUAAUGAAACGCUUUACAGGAUAAAUGUGUAGAAUUUGAAAGGAAACCUCUGCAUAAAGAAGUAAGAUUGCCUUCGUGGUUUGUUUCUCGAGUUGAAGCGCCUCGGAUUUGGCCGCAAGGUGGCACCCGUGUGUUGUUGUCGUCGAGCUCACCUGCCGUAAAAGCAACGCCGAAGAAGAAAUUGGCGGGGCUUCAAUGCGACGCAGAAGCGACGCGACAGCGAGGCGAAAAAAAGGUCAAAACGUUGGUACGGGAUAAUAACAUAAUCUGACUGUUGGACAAAAACAAUGAUGUCGGACGAGGAGAGCGAGCGACAACGAAUACAUCUGGAAGCUGAUGCCAAGAAUCACAUCGUGUUGUACAUGAAAGCGUGUAGCAUGAAUUUAGUUCCUCGUUGGACCAAACAGCAAGCAAAACAAACGUAUGGCAGCCAUCUGGGAUUUCCCAGCCAUACGGAACACUGCCUAGGCACCCAGCAGCUGAUUGGUCAUCAGGAAGAACUUCCAGCCAAAUCACAGUGUUGGAGCUCCAGUUUGAAGCAAGAGGAUCCACAGCACCCCGGGGUUAAAGUGGAAGAGGAGGACCAACAUCCGCUCCACAUUAAAGAGGAAGAUGUUCCACAGACCCCCCUCGUUGAAGAAGAAGAGGAGGACGCACAGAACCUCCACAUUAAAGAGGAAGAGGAGGAGGCUGAUGUCAGCAAUUUGCCACUGACUGGUGUUUCUGUGAAGAGUGAAGACGAACCACCCGAGUUGUCACAGUGUCAUCAUCACAGUCUAAGUGGAGACCAUUGUGGAGGACCACCACCAGACAACCUCUUAGCUCCACUGUCAGAUUGUGACGACAUGGAAGAAUCUUUGAGGAGCGACACAGACUGUGAAGGUGAUGACAAAUGGACAAAAUGCUCUGAAAAAGAGACAACUCUUUGCAGCAAGGAAACUUCAGAAAAAUGUAAAAAACGUGUUACCUGCUCAGUGUGUGGUACAAGUUUUGCUAAAAAACAUAUACUUAGACACAUGAGAACACACACAGGUGAAAAACCCUAUAGUUGCUCAACUUGUGGUAAAACAUUCUCUCGUAAGGAACAUUUGGAACCACACAUGAGAAUACACUCAGGAGAAAAACCCUUUAGUUGCACAAUUUGUGGUAAAACAUUCUCUCAUAAGGAAACUAUGGGAGCACACAUGAGAUCGCACACGAGAGAAAACCCCUUUUGUUGCUCAACUUGCAGUAAAACAUUCUCUCAUAAGGAAACAAUGGUAACACACAUGCAAUCACACAGUGGAGAAAAUCUCUUUUGUUGCACAACUUGUGGUAAAACAUUUUCGCGAAAGUCAAACAUGGUAACACACACGAGAAUGCACACGGGAGAAAAACCUUUUCAUUGCUCAUUGUGCGAUAAAACAUUCUCUCAUAAGUCACACUUGGUAUCACACGUGAAAAUACACACAGGAGAAAAACCCUUUAGUUGUUCAGUAUGCGGUAAAGCAUUCUCUCGAAAGCAACAUUUGGAAUCACACACAAGAACACACACAGGAGAAAAACCCUUCAGAUGCUUACUUUGUGGUGGAACCUACGCGCAUAGGUCCAGUUUGACUGAACACAUGUGGACACAUCAGAAAGGGAAAGCAGGUGUUUUACAGUCGUCCCCCCGUAAUGCUGCGGCAUCCAAAGUCAAAGAAAAAGGCGGAAGUUAGCGAAAGGGGCGAAGAGGCGUGAGGGCGAUCAGGCCAACGGAAGUGUCGUAAUUUCCAGUUGACAGUCAGUCAUUUGAACUAUAGUGGCACCUCGACUUACGAGUGACCUGAGCUCAAGUUGUUCGAGAUACGAGCCAUCGCUCAGCCGUUUUAUUUUGCGUUGUUGUUGUUGUCUUGCGUUGCAGACAAAAAUAUGAGUAUACGAGUGUUAAGUAGGGCCAGCGAGCUUCACAACAAUCAGGAGGCUGCUAGAACAAUUAAAAAUCACAGGGGUUCCACCCCUGAAUGGGAUUAAAUGGUUAUUUUUCAACUAGUUGUCAAUCAAACAUUCACGCUGUCAGGGGUGACUGUAGGGUCCAAAUUUUAGGAUCAGUUUAGUGGUGCUGAGCUCCCGCUGAGGCAGGAUAAAUUUCACUGUUUUGUACAUUUUAAUGGAAUUUCAUUGCUACAUUUAUGAAAGAGAAGCAACACUUCAGGAGAAAGUCUAAGUAAACCAUCAAAUCUGAUAAAGGUUAUUCAAAUAUUGAGCCUCAGCUAAAGAGGUAUGGAUUUACAGUAGGAGGAAAAAGUAUGUGAACAAUGAGGAAUUUCUUAAAUUUCAGCAUGAAUUGGUCAUAAAAUGUGGUAUGAUCUUCAUCUAAAUCACAAGAAUGAACCAACAGUCUGCUUAAACUAAUACCACCGUGAUUUUUUAAAAAUAAAAAAUAAUUGUAUAGCAAUAUAGUAAUAUAUUAAAAAAAAAACAGAUUUUUUUUGGACCCUGCUCACAUGCAUAUAUUUAUUCUUUGUCCUCAGGAAAAAACAAUUACUCUUAUGAUUGCAGCUUCCUGAGUUUCGAAGAGACUGUCUUCUUCGUGGUUUCAUUAUGUAUUAUACUGCUCCCUGGUGACCAAGGCGUGCGUACCAGAAGGAGAAGAACAAUGCCUACUGAAUUAUUUAAUUCUUUACAUUCUAUUUAAUUAUGUUAUUACUGUAUGUUAUUAGGCGGCACGGUGGACGACUGGUUAGCACAUCUGCCUCACGGUUCUGAGGACCCGGGUUCAAAUCCCGGCCUCGCCUGUGUGAAGUUUGCAUAUUCUCCCCGUGCCUGUGUGGGUUUUCUCCGGGUACUUCGGUUUCCUCCUACAUCCCAAAAACAUGCAUGGGAGGUUAAUUGAAGACUCUAAAUUGCCCGUAGGUGUGAAUGUGUGUGCGAAUGGUUGUUUGUUUCUAUGUGCCCUGCGAUUGGCUGGCGACCAGUUCAGGGUGUACCCCGCCUCUCGCCCAAAGAUAGCUGGGAUAGGCUCCAGUGAGGAUAAGCGGUACGGAAAAUGAAUGAAUGUGUGUUAUUCUAAAGUGCAAUACUGUAGCAUGCUGUUUUUCAUAUUAAAAAAAAAAACAUUACAAACA